This is a messenger RNA of Gossypium raimondii (Peruvian cotton), 1991 nucleotides long. Its product is annotated as biotin carboxylase 1, chloroplastic. Gene Ontology annotation, molecular function: metal ion binding; ATP binding; ligase activity. NCBI's taxonomy places the organism in Eukaryota, Viridiplantae, Streptophyta, Magnoliopsida, Malvales, Malvaceae. The record is from RefSeq and is a predicted model, not a curated record. The transcript is spliced from 17 exons. The coding region runs from base 186 to 1796 and encodes 536 amino acids.
UGGGCUUAUAUGCCUGAUGAGUGAUAACCCCAACCAUUUAGGCGGAGCAUUCAAUAAAACACUUGCCUCGUUUCCAUCGACAACUUCUCCAUAUCUCUCUCUUCUCUCUAUUUCCCCAUCUCCCUGUCUCACUACAUUGCUCUGAUUCUUGUUCACGUCAAGCUUGGCAUUUUCUGUUUUUCUCAAUGGCAAUGGAUGCUUCACUGACUAUGUGCAAGUCGGUCACAUCACCUCCUGGCUUAUUCUUGGGGAGAAGUAGAGUUAUUAGGAGUUCCCAGUGUACCUUUAUGGUGGGAAGCAGGAUCAACUUUCCUAGGCAGAAAGCUCAGUCAACCCAAGUUAGAUGUAAAUCUAGCAGGUGUGGAGGAGCUCUUGGUGCUAAAUGCCGUGCUGAGAAAAUUUUGGUGGCAAAUAGAGGAGAAAUUGCUGUUCGUGUAAUCCGAACAGCUCAUGAGAUGGGAAUACCAUGUGUUGCUGUUUACUCUACAAUUGAUAAGGAUGCACUUCAUGUGAAGCUGGCUGAUGAAUCAGUUUGCAUAGGCGAAGCACCAAGCAGUCAAUCGUAUUUAUUGAUUCCAAAUGUCCUAUCUGCUGCAAUUAGCCGUAACUGUACUAUGCUUCAUCCUGGGUAUGGUUUCCUUUCUGAGAAUGCGGUUUUUGUAGAAAUGUGCAGAGAUCACAGGAUCAACUUUAUUGGGCCUAACCCUGACAGUAUUCGUGUUAUGGGUGACAAAUCAACUGCACGAGAAACAAUGAAGAACGCGGGUGUUCCUACUGUUCCGGGAAGUGAUGGAUUGUUACAGAGUACAGAGGAAGCAAUCAAGCUUGCCCAUGAGAUUGGCUUUCCUGUGAUGAUCAAGGCCACAGCAGGUGGUGGAGGGCGUGGAAUGCGUCUUGCUAAAGAGCCUGAUGAGUUUGUGAAGUUACUGCAGCAAGCCAAAAGUGAAGCUGCAGCUGCAUUUGGAAAUGAUGGAGUUUAUUUGGAGAAGUACAUCCAAAAUCCAAGGCACAUUGAGUUCCAGGUUCUUGCGGAUAAAUAUGGUAAUGUUGUUCACUUUGGUGAGCGAGACUGCAGCAUCCAGAGACGUAAUCAAAAACUUCUUGAAGAGGCUCCUUCUCCAGCAUUGACACCAGAGUUGCGGAAGGCCAUGGGUGAUGCAGCAGUAGCUGCAGCAGCAUCUAUUGGUUACAUUGGUGUAGGAACUGUUGAGUUCCUAUUGGAUGAAAGAGGUUCCUUCUACUUCAUGGAAAUGAACACUAGAAUUCAGGUGGAGCAUCCUGUAACUGAAAUGAUUUCCUCUGUUGACUUGAUUGAAGAACAAAUUCGUGUAGCUAUGGGAGAAAAACUGCGCUACAAACAGGAAGAUAUUGUGCUCAGAGGGCAUUCCAUUGAAUGUCGUAUCAAUGCAGAAGAUGCAUUUAAAGGGUUCAGACCCAGACCAGGGAGAAUAACAUCGUACUUGCCAUCUGGAGGCCCAUUUGUUCGAAUGGAUAGCCAUGUUUAUUCUGAUUACGUAGUUCCUCCAAGCUAUGAUUCAUUACUUGGAAAGCUUAUCGUAUGGGCUCCAACAAGGGAAAAAGCAAUUGAGCGCAUGAAAAGGGCUCUUGAUGACACUGUAAUUACAGGGGUUCCUACAACAAUUGAAUACCAUAAACUCAUCCUUGAUAUUGAGGACUUCAGAAACGGAAAAGUUGACACUGCUUUCAUUCCAAAACAUGAAGAAGAGUUGGCAGCACCACAGAAAAUGGUAGUAGCAAAAAGCCCAGCCAAAGAAUUAACAAGUGCAACUGCUUAGAUCAAAGAUGGUUUAUUUGCAACUUGUGUAAUGAUUCAUGCACUGAGAAAAUUGUUUGAAAUUUUGAUAAUCCACUCUUUCGUUUCAGUGUUGUAAUGUUUGCAUAAUGGUGAGUAGAAAUCGUUGAUAUGCAGACAUUCGUCUUGCAGUUAAAAACUAUCAGAAUUAAUGACUAAAGUUGGAAACUUUAGUUUC